Molecule: messenger RNA, 1915 nt
Organism: Nanorana parkeri
Lineage: Eukaryota; Metazoa; Chordata; Amphibia; Anura; Dicroglossidae
Gene: P4HA1
Product: prolyl 4-hydroxylase subunit alpha 1
Exons: 14
Coding region: 1-1611 (536 amino acids)
Biological process (GO): peptidyl-proline hydroxylation to 4-hydroxy-L-proline
Cellular component (GO): endoplasmic reticulum
Molecular function (GO): procollagen-proline 4-dioxygenase activity; L-ascorbic acid binding; iron ion binding
Source: RefSeq, a predicted model, not a curated record
AUGAAAGCCAUGGAGGUUUUCUGUUCCUUGCCUAUCUUGAUGCUUGUUUCUAUGUGUGGAGCACAUGUAGACUUCUUUACGUCAAUUGGCCACAUGACAGACUUGCUGUAUACUGAGAAAGACCUGGUCACUUCACUAAAAGAUUAUAUAAAAGCAGAAGAAGCCAAAUUGCAACAGGUUAAAAAAUGGGCAGAGAAGUUUGAUAUGCUAUCAGAGACCGCAGUAAAAGAUCCAGAGGGCUUCCUGGGCCACCCUGUUAAUGCAUUCAAGUUAAUGAAGAGACUCAAUACAGAGUGGCAGGCACUUGAGAAUCUGGUGCUGAAAGACAUGUCUGAUGGCUUUAUCUCUAACUUAACCGUCCAGCGCCAGUAUUUCCCCAAUGACGAGGACCAGACAGGUGCAGCCAAGGCUUUGAUUCGUCUUCAGGACACCUAUAAUUUAGACACCGAAACUCUUUCUAAUGGAAACUUGCCAGGUGUAAAGUCUAAAGCCACGCUGACUGUUGAAGACUGCUUUGAACUGGGAAAGGUUGCUUAUGCGGAAGCUGACUAUUACCAUACGGAGCUGUGGAUGGAGCAAGCCCUGCGUCAGCUGGAUGCUGGAGAGCUAUCCUCCUCCGUUGAUAAGGUUGUUGUACUAGACUACCUCAGCUAUGCAGUGUAUCAGCAGGGCGAUUUGGAAAAAGCUCUGAAGCUAACCAAAAGGCUAUUGGAGCUUGAUCCUGAACAUCAAAGAGGUAAUGGCAAUCUGAAAUACUUUGAGUAUAUUAUGGAAAAAGAAGCAAAUAAAUCCAGUUCUUCAGAUUCUGAUGCAGCACAUCCUACUACAAGGAAAGGCCGCCCCAAAGACCACCUGCCAGAGAGGCAGAAGUAUGAGAAGCUGUGCCGUGGAGAGGGUAUUAAAAUGACUCCUCGCAGACAAAAGAAACUAUUCUGCCGCUAUUUUGAUGGAAACAGGAGCCCUACUUUCAUCUUGUCUCCUACAAAGCAGGAGGAUGAAUGGGACAGACCUCGCAUUGUGCGCUACCACAAUAUCAUUUCUGAUGCGGAGAUUGCAAAAGUCAAAGAGCUUGCAAAACCUAGGCUGAGUCGGGCUACAGUGCAUGACCCUCAGACAGGACAACUGGUCACAGCACAAUACAGAGUCUCUAAGAGUGCUUGGCUUUCUGGCUAUGAGGAUCCAGUCGUUGAAAAGAUUAAUUCAAGAAUACAGGAAAUAACAGGGCUAGAUGUGACCACUGCUGAGGAGCUUCAGGUGGCCAACUAUGGUGUUGGAGGGCAGUAUGAGCCCCAUUUUGAUUUUGGAAGGAAAGAUGAACCUGAUGCAUUCAAAGAGCUUGGUACAGGCAACAGAAUCGCUACGUGGUUGUUUUAUAUGAGUGACGUGGAGGCAGGUGGGGCUACAGUCUUUCCAGAAGUAGGAGCAGCAGUUUACCCUAAAAAGGGAACAGCGGUGUUCUGGUAUAAUCUCUUUGAAAGUGGAGAAGGGGAUUAUAGUACAAGGCAUGCAGCCUGUCCUGUAUUGGUUGGUAAUAAAUGGGUAUCCAAUAAAUGGAUCCAUGAGCGAGGUCAAGAAUUCCGAAGACCGUGUAAUUUAUCUGAAUUGGCAUGAUCAACACCUACGUUACAUGAAAACACAUCUCAGCCACAAAGCUUUCCAGACUGUGCUUUGCCCAGUUUGCUAGCAAUGAACUAUAAUGCAGUAGUCCCAGAACGCUGGGGAGAAUCACUUGUGGAGGACAUGAUUCAAUAUUUGUCUUAAGUUACUAAUACAGGAGAACAUCUACACAGAGUUACAAGUGCGCAUUGAUUGCAACCAAUGGAUAUGCCAAACCUACAAAGAUCCUAAUGCAAAGUAGAUUUGUGAAGGUUCGACCUAACCCUUUCUUGCUUUGGAGACCCCAAACGAAGAUCUG